Messenger RNA from Anopheles aquasalis, 6633 nucleotides. RefSeq names its product protein Gawky-like. The record is from RefSeq and is a predicted model, not a curated record. Gene Ontology annotation, cellular component: nucleoplasm; P-body. Lineage: Eukaryota; Metazoa; Arthropoda; Insecta; Diptera; Culicidae. Gene Ontology annotation, molecular function: protein binding; RNA binding. Gene Ontology annotation, biological process: miRNA-mediated post-transcriptional gene silencing; positive regulation of nuclear-transcribed mRNA poly(A) tail shortening.
UAAUCGAGAGAUUACCGUUUUUGCUCGCUUGCGGGUGGAAAAUCGCCCCGUUUGUUUGUUCCGCGUCUUCGUGCAGUUAACGAGUUGUAGCGUGGUAGUGCGAGGAAAAGCGAAAAGUGGGCGCGCGGUAUAUUUCGCUGUUUGCUCUGCCGCCGAAAUAAUAGACGGUCCCACCGCAGUCGACGCUGGUUGCUGUUCCGGAAUUUCCCGGUCCGGUGCAUGAACCGACGGCCAGGCGGAGGAAAUUCAGUGCUAUACGCGUGUGCGAGUAAUUCUGUGAUAAACAAUAGCGCUCCAGCUGCAGUUUCUGAUCUCAGUGUUUGUGUUUGGACAGUGUGAAAUCAUCCGGUCAGUGCUUGGCGUUGACUGAAUUCCGUCCAGCUGCGAGUGUCCGCUAAGCAAUCACCGAGGAGGACGACCACAUCACGAUGAAGGUCGUAGCAGGCUAAAGCGUGCUGCAGCUACCAUGCGUUCCAGCGAAGUGAUCAUGGUUGGUGAAAAGACAGCAGUAGAAGAGUGUUUCGGAGUGGAACCACCGAUCGAUCGGGUUCGGUGCAGUAUGUUGGGGGCUGUGCAGCGGUCGCAAUCGUCGACGAUGCCAAUCUCUUUAACGAUUUCAACAUCAUCCAGCAGCAGCAGCAGCAGUAUGCGAGAUAGCUACGUGGAACGAUCGGCAGAGCAACAGCACGGUGGAUUGGGGUUGCUUGGCGCUGUGACAAGGAAAUGUGAUUCAAAUGAUUACCUGAUUAGAGUAGAAUGUAGUAGCUUAACACAGUCACAGUCGUCGAAGCAGCAGCUGCGCACACCACAUCAUCAGUACACGCCAUUCGAGGAGCUGUUGCGCUGUGGCGAGCGGGAACGAGCGCUGCGACAGUGGUGUUGCCGCCUGGCCAUACCACUGCCCCGGAUGAGGCUUGUCGGUGGCGGUGAAGAUUCCAUCAACAAUGGCACGAGCGCCUGGGGUACGCCACCGGCUGCCACCAACAACGGUUCAGUCAGUGCCUGGGGAGUGCUGCCAAACCAACAGCAGCAGCAGCAGCAGCAGCAGCAACAAUCAAUGCCACCUUCUGUCUGGGGUAAUGCUAACAGCAACAAUAACAACAAUCCCACUCAACCGCCACCCCAGCAGCAACAGCAGCACCACCGUCAAAUGAAUUCGUCUUCAUCUUCCACGAUAGAUACUGUCAAUUCAAAUGGAGGAACUGGUGGAGGUCCGAAAGGCAACGCAUCUUCAUCGAAUGCCACACCGAAUGCUUGGAAUAAUACUUCGGCGGCAGCCCCACAGAAUCAUCGCGGUGGUGGUAGUCAUCAGCAAGCUAAUGUGCAUCAUCCCAACAACAAUAACAUCAUGGUCAAUAAUAAUGCUACCAGUGGUGGCACCGGAGGACAUCAACAUCAGCAGCAGCAGCAACAGCAGAAUGCCGGAAACAAUGGUGCUAACGGUGGUGGCACGGCCAAGAAUCCACAGCUAGAGCAUCUGAAUACGAUGCGCGAGGCCCUGUUUGCACAGGAUGGCUGGGGUUGCGAGCAUGUUAAUCAGGACACGAACUGGGAAGUACCGGGUUCUCCGGAACCGACAGCACCUACUGCCGGUGGCGCUUCGGCAGGAGGAGGAGGAGCUCUAGCAGGUGCCAGUGGUGCUAAUGCCAUGGGCGGCUCUGCUUCGAACGCACCUAAACCGUCCGAUGGUCGUUCGGCACCGAACGGCGGAGGUGGCGGUGGAGGAGCUGGCUGGAAGGUAUCGAAUAUGAACACCGGGACGGAGCUGUGGGAAUCGAACCUACGCAAUGGUGCCGGUGCUGGACCGCACAACCACCACCAUCACGGACUGCAACAUCAGCAACCGAAAGUUGCCACUGCACCGUGGGUACCGACGAACAAUCUGGGCGGGACCUGGAUGGAAGACGAUGACAACGGUGGUCCCAUCGGUGCAGUUGCCGUUCCGGAUCCGAGCGCAACUGCUGGCUGGAACGGAAGUGGCGCCGUUGGCUCAACGGUUCCGGGAGCGGGGCCAGCGAAUGCCUCCGUUACCAGUGCAUCCGCUUGGGCUGGAAGUAACGCUGCUGGUGGGUGGCAAGUGGCCGGAGGUGGUCCUGUCGGUGGUCAACAGCCGCAACAAACCACUGCAACGGUCAGUGGUGGACUGAAGAAAGAUCUGAACGAAUGGAAUGCUGCCGGUGGAGCAGCAGCAGCAGGAUUGAUGCUGGGAGGAGGAGGAGGAGGAGUGCCAAGUGCUGGUGGUGUUGUUCCGGGACCGUCCAAUGUAUCUGGUUGGAAUGAUGGCCGAACUGGCGUUGGCGGAUUCAAUCUGGCGACUUCGAUUGGCCAGUCGGUAAACGUGAUUACUCCAUCCACUGGGGCCGGCCUUGGCGGUUUGGCGAAUGGAGAGUUGCGAGGUGAUCCCCGCGGCAUCUCCGGUCGUCUGAAUGGCGCAAUGGAUAGUGCUGCAUCGUCGAUCGUCGGUGGAAUGUGGGGUGGCACGGAGCAUGUUCCCGGUGGCAACAUGCUAGCGAACAAGCUUGGCGGUGGAUCAGCCAUAGUUGCCAACAACGCAGGACAACAAUGGGGGGCCGCCGGAACAGGCGGAAAUGGUGCCGGCAAUAAACUGGCCCCUUCCGGAUGGGAUGAUGUCGUCAAUGGCGGUAGACCAGUCUCGCUGGAUGAGCACGGAGCCAUGGGAUGGGGUCAGGGUGCCGCUAGCAAUUCGAUUCCUCUGGCACGUCAAAACUCUACCGGCGGUUGGAAGGAUCCCAUGGGGCGCCCGGGUCAGCAAGCUGGCAUUGCUGGUGGUGCUGCGGCUCCGUUCGCUCGACCAAUCGGUGGUGGUCCACUGGCCAUCGGCAAAGUACCGGAUGCCAUGUGGGGUGGAGGAGCAGCAGCAGCAGCAGCAGCAGGAGGCAUUGGCGGUGGCCAGAAUACACCGGGCAUCGCUCGGAAUGGUUCCUGGGAGGAGCCCUCUAACUCGAACUGGGGUGUCGGCGGUGAAACAGGUGACAAGGCCGGUGCUGGAGCACCGUGGAAUGUUGAGCUCGGGGCACCGGGAUGGAACAAACCACUGGGAACGACUGGCAAAGUUGGCGGCAGUGUCGGUUGGCCAGAUGCGGGGUCCUCGGAUCUUGCGGCGGCUGGAACCAUGGAUUGGUGCUUGGGCGGUGGCGUUAAGCAUGCGGCCGGCGGUUCCAACCCACUCGGAAAGCAGCAGCCGUCGCUUCACAAUCCGCUCGAGUUCGUACGCUCCAGCAAGGAGUACCGAAUACUCUGUGAAAUGGGCCACAAGAAGGAGGAGGUAGAGUUUGCUCUCCGUGCCGCCAACAUGAACAUCGACGAAGCGAUGGACCUGUUGCGACAUGGAGUUGCCGGCGCAGGUGGAUGGCGUGGCGCCGGUGCCGGUGUUGGUGGACGCUCUUUGAUCGAUGAUCAUCACGGGGCCGGUUUCGAUAGCGGCCCGUUCGCUGGCGGUCCACCACGUAUCCCGCCGCUCAAUCAUGCCGGUGGUGGAUUGUCGUACUCGCAGAACAAUCAAGCAAUGCUGAACAAUAUUGCCAUCGGACCAGGGGCCAACCUUGGUAGUUUGGAUGGAGCUACCGGCGGGCCAGCCAAUUUGGUCGCACUCAAUAAUUUUAAGUAUUUGUCGCAAGGGUCCGCUGGUGGCGGCCUAUCUGGGCAGCAUCAUCCGUCUUUCAAUCAAGUUGGCGUCGUCGGAGUAGGCGGUCGCGGCCAACAGCAGCAGCAGCAGCAGCAGCAGCAUCACCAUCAUCAUCAACAUCAGCAGCAGCAACAGCAGUUGGCGGCUGCCGCUGCAGCACAGCCAUCCAAUCAGCAGCUUCGCAUGCUGUUCCAGCAAAUACAACUCGCUGUCCAGAGCGGGUUCCUGAACCACCAGAUCCUCAACCAAGCGCUUGCCCCCCAGACAUUCAUCCUUCUUAACCAGUUGCUCAACCACAUUAAGCAAAUGCAAAUGACGCAGAGUAACCUGGCACGCAGCGGAACCACCGGUGGUGUCAGUGCCGUACAGCUGACGCUCGCCAUCAACAAGCAUAAAUCACAGAUAGCGCAGCUACAGCAGCAGAUUACUGCGCAACAGAGCAUUUACCUGAAGCAGCAACAGCAGCAGCAGCAGCAGCAGCAGCAGCAGCAGCAAGGUCAGCCAGGUCCAAUCCCACCGCCCUCGCUGCUACCAACAGCGGCCGGGAUGGGGGUCGCUGGUGGUGGUCCACCUGGUGGGAUGGAUUUUCUACGCCAGCAGCACGAUCUCAUGGCGCUGCAAAGCAACUUUGGCGAGCUAGCGCUUGGCAAGGAUGCGUUGCUCACUACGGCGGGCACGGCCUCCGUUUUUACGGGCGGCGCUGUACCGGUAUCGCUGGCACUGGCCGGACACGGUGGUGCUGGCGUAUCGGGAGCAGGUAAUGCGGGCAGCACCGGAAACAGCAGUAGCAGUAGCAGCAGUACUAGUCAGCAGUCCCGCUUAAACCAGUGGAAACUUCCGUCCCUGGAGAAGGAUCCGUCCGCGGGAAAGGAUGAUCUCACCGAUUUCUCACGUGCCCCCGGACCAGCGUCGCUUGCCAAAUCCACCAUCACUACACCGGCUACCACUGGCAGCGGCAAUCUGGAUAUUCUCGGGCUCGUGCAGGAUGGCUGGCCCGCCGGACUGGAGCAACCUCGUCGUACAAAUCUCGUUACCGAUGGGUGGCCGGAGCAAGCGGACGAAUCGGAUGGCAAGGACUGGACUACUGGCACCGGCGGUACCACACCGCCGGACAAUUCCACUUUCAGCGAUCUUGUACCUGAAUUUGAACCGGGCAAACCAUGGAAGGGAACGCAGAUGAAGAUCGAAGACGAUCCUAGUAUUACUCCGGGCAGUGUGGCUCGCUCGCCACUUUCCAUUGCAACCGCCGCCAAAGACUCGGAGCUGUUUGCGGCCGCUUCCUCAGAUUCGAAGGCCGGUGGCCUCUCACCGUCGUCUUCGGCGGUCGCGCUCGCUGACGCCGGUACUAUCAGUGGUGGUGGUGGGCUCGAUCUAACGUCUUCCGCUUGGAGCUUCAGUACCACCGGUACUUCGCCAUCCACCGCCGUGUCCACGGUCAUCGGUGCUGGUACGGAUGUUUGGUCUGCUCCAAUUGGCAAACUGACUGGGACUACUCGUGGCCCACCACCCGGUUUGGGAGGAACUAAUGGUGGUAAGCACGAUGGCAGCUCCCGUGGCGUUGCAUCCCGUAUCUCCGCUACCACUACAUGGGGUAGUGCAUCCGGUGGAGCUGCUGGAACCGCAGGAAGCUGGGGUGCCACGGGUACUUCUUGGUUGUUACUGCGGAAUCUAACCUCACAGAUCGAUGCUUCGACACUUCGCACACUGUGCAUGCAGCACGGCCCGAUUCUCAGCUUCCAUCCUUACCCGGCGCACGGACUGGCCCUGUGUCGCUACAGCUCCCGCGAUGAAGCGAUCAAAGCGCAGCAAGCUCUGAACAACUGCCCGCUUGGGGCCAGCACGAUCAGCGCCGAGUGUCCAGCGAGUGAGGCCGAAGUACAAACUUACCUGCAGCAGUUGGGUGGUGGUGGUGCGGCAAUCACAGCCACGGUCAGUAGCACCGGUACCGGCGCAAGCGGUUCCGGCAGCAUCUCCAGCAUAUCGUCCCAGUCCUGGCGACUGCGUACCCCGGCCGCUGCCACUGGUGGCACCGACACGUGGGGUUCCGGAUGGCCUAUCGGUCGAGAUACGGGCGAUGGUAGCGGUUCGGCCAAUGCCACUAACCUGUGGGCUCCACUGGAUGGUGGCGAUCGUGAAACACCAUCCAGUUUGAACUCGUUCCUGCCGGAAAGCCUGCUUGGUUCGGACCUGAAUUGAACGACGGUGCACCAGCACUCUUGUAGCGUCCCCAUGGGCCGAAGAAAUUGAACGCGAACACGACGAGCGGUGCUUUGCUUCAACUGCGAAGUAGUCAGGCUUCGCUUCGAUCUUCUCCCGUUGCCAUCAAACUGCUGAUUUCGAUAGAAACCCGGAAAAGCCAUGUGUGUGCGUGUGUGUUGUUGGAUGUGAUGCAAAAAGGCAAGGCCUUCGAUUAGUAAAUCCACCGUAGAUUGUUACAAAAACGCUGCUACGAAUCACCGCUUCGUUGCUGCAUUCUCGUGGGCACGCGGUGAAGAUGUCCGCCAACUCGAACUGCCGGUGCGGUCCGACGUUUUAGUAAUGAGUUUUUAGUAGUUUGUAGUGAGAAAGCUACUUCCCCACAGUACACACUACUCCGGGCCAACCAUAACCAGUGUUUACAGUGAAGCCCGAAGCGUAGCUCGAGUGCGUGGUGGUGGUGGGCGAAAGCCGGGGACCGAUGCACGAAUGAAAACGUGUACCGUACACGAUCAAUGCACCAGGAUAUCCUUACCAGUUACUAUACCCAUCACUCUCCGACCGUGCCAGCAUUGGCAAAUUGGUAACGUGAAAUUAAAUAAAUGCAUAUUUAUUAAUUUUAAUAUACAACUCUUGCAAGAGCAACAUCGGCGAUGGCGAUAAACGAUGAUGAUGGUAGGGUGGGAAACGAACCCAUUAGAUUUACUACACGAUAAAAGUAUACAUAAAUGUUAUUGAAUUAUUUUUGAAAUUAUUUAGAAAUACAAGGAAUCAAAUAAAGAGAAUCUUCA